AUGAUACAAUCUACAAACACAAACACUCCUUUACCAUAUGAAUUAAAUUUAAAAGCCACUAGCGAUAUAUAUAAUACAAUUUUUAAACCAAAAGAAAGACAAGGCAGAUAUUUCAUAAUUUCAAAAUAUGAUUGUAAUAAUUCAGUUGAUGAUGUUAAAAUGUUUGAUAUGGAUAUCUUGGAAUAUUAUCCAAUUGAAUUAAGUAUGCAAUAUUUAUUGAACAAAUAUCCAAACUUCAAAAUUCAUUAUUUUUUAUUAAUAAAAGACUAUCAAUAUUAUCUUUACGAUAAAGACUGUGCCCCCUUAGAAAUUCAACCAGUGAUUAAAUUUAACUGA
Dictyostelium discoideum AX4 is the source of this 336-nucleotide messenger RNA. RefSeq lists its product as hypothetical. The record is from RefSeq and is a predicted model, not a curated record. Lineage: Eukaryota; Evosea; Eumycetozoa; Dictyosteliales; Dictyosteliaceae. The transcript is spliced from 2 exons. The coding region runs from base 1 to 336 and encodes 111 amino acids.